Astyanax mexicanus (Mexican tetra) is the source of this 2755-nucleotide messenger RNA. RefSeq names its product cadherin-1-like. The transcript has 11 exons. Gene Ontology annotation, cellular component: adherens junction; cytoplasm; plasma membrane. The record is from RefSeq and is a predicted model, not a curated record. Gene Ontology annotation, molecular function: cadherin binding; calcium ion binding. NCBI's taxonomy places the organism in Eukaryota, Metazoa, Chordata, Actinopteri, Characiformes, Acestrorhamphidae. Bases 1 to 1677 code for a protein of 558 amino acids. Gene Ontology annotation, biological process: calcium-dependent cell-cell adhesion; cell morphogenesis; adherens junction organization.
AUGGCUGGAUCCAACUGCCCGCUUACGGUUCAUGCUGUUGCAGCUAAUGGUGAGGUUAAGGAAGAAACUACGGAGAUUUUCAUUGUUGUAAUUGAUGGAAACGAUAAUAAGCCCAUCUUCACCCAAAACCCUUUCCUUGGCAGUGUUGCAGAAGCUUCACCUCGAGAUUUUGAGUUCAUGGUAGCGAAUGCUACAGACGCAGACGAUCCUGACAGUGACCAUGCAGACAUCAGAUACUCCAUCAUCAGCCAGACUCCACCACAGCCAGAUCCAAACAUGUUCAUCAUUAACCCGAUUACUGGAGGGAUUAGAGUGAACUCUGAUGAACUGGACAGAGAGACUUAUCCUGAGUACAUCUUGCUGAUCCAAGCUGCAGAUAUGAUGGGUGAUGGCCUCGUCACCACUGGAACAGCUGUUAUUACUGUAACUGAUAUCAACGACCACGCACCACAGUUUGAAAAGACCUUGUACACUGCAUCAGUCCCGGAGAAUAAAGUAGGAUCUGUGGUGGUGAAGAUACCAGUGACUGAUGGAGAUGAUCCUCAGACUCCUGCCUGGACGGCCAACUUCAGGAUCUUUAGUGGAAACAGUGGUGGAUUUUUCAGCAUUAGCACAGGACCCAACAAACAGGAGGGCAUCAUUACUACUGUUAAGCCAUUGGACUUUGAACAGACCAACAAGUACACUCUGCUGGUGAUCACAGAGAAUGAUGUUCCAUUUGCCAAACCCCUCCCUACAUCCACUGCUACAGUCAUCGUGAAUGUUCAGGAUGUAAAUGAGGCGCCAGUGUUCGACCCAGCGGAGACCAUCAUUUCUAAACCUGAAGAUCUGGAAGUUGGUACUGAACUAACCGUUUACACCGCCACUGAUCCAGACACAGCGAGAGCUCAGACAGUGACAUACCGUGUAUCUAAUGAAGAUCGUUCUGGCUGGGUGAGUAUUGACCGAGACACUGGACUGAUCAGAGUGAAGAGCUCCAUGGACAGAGAAUCUCCUUUAGUGAAAGAUGGGAAAUUUAAAGUUCUGAUCUUGGCUGUGGAUGAUGAUGAAGUUCCAGCUACAGGUACAGGAACCCUGGUGAUCGAGCUGGAAGAUGUGAACGAUAACGCUCCCGUUAUUGAAGAGAGGGAGAUCACAGUGUGCAGUAAGAACUCUGUUCCAGUCUCACUCUCUGUAACAGAUGAGGAUGGGUCUGGUUUUGCUGCUCCGUUCACUGUUGAACUCCAUGAAGAGAGCAGGAAUAACUGGACUGCUGGGAUGGACGACUCAAAUACUAAAAUUCUACUUACGCUUAAGACUGCAAUACAACAGGGAAAAUACAGUGUGGUUCUGAGGGUGUAUGAUUCCAGCCUCCACAGCCAAGACAGCACUAUCAUUACCACUGUAUGUGACUGCACUGGAGAGGACGUCUGGUGCUCAGACAGGGAAAUUUCAGGCUUCGGCCUAUCACCCAUCCUUGGAAUUCUGGGGGCUUCACUGGCUUUGCUAAUUCUGGUCCUAUUGCUACUCCUGUUCCUGAGGAAGAAGAGAUCAGCAUCCUUUUUUGAUGAUAACCUGAAGGCGGCUGAUGACGACCCCAAAGCUCCACCUUACGACUCUCUGCUGGUGUUUGACUAUGAAGGGUGCGGUUCAGAGGAUGGCAGUAUCAGCUCUCUGAACUCCUCAGACUCUGGAUGAUCGGGGUCCACGCUUUAAGAAGCUCUCUGACGUGUACGGAGGAGGAGAUGAGCUGUGAGGAGAUUACUGCAGAUAAAUCCAUCACUCAGAAUGAUGCACAUGGAUUAAUAAAUGCAUUGAUAUAUGUAUUAGUGCCACAUAAAAAGAGGCAGUUCUGCUGUGUAAUAUUAUACCGGUGCCAAUGAUUGUGAGAAAUUACAUUUGCAUUAAAUUCUGAACAAAAAUUACAAUUACAUUCACAUGCACUGGUAAAUAGAAAACAAAUGUAUAGCUACUGUAACUGUUUUGGCAAAAAUGUGAAGUAUAUGCAUAUGUUUACUUUGGGGCAAAAGUAGGCUUUUUGAUAGCUUUAAAGAUCUUUUGUGCAUUUAUACACAUACAUUUAACAGUCAGUGAUCAAUAAUCUUCUGAACAUUUUGUUCUAGCUUAUUUUAUACGCCUUUUCUAAAAUUCCUGCCAUUUUUUUGAACAGUGUAGAAAAGCAUUGUGGUGUAACCAUUUUUUAUUUUGUGUGUUAUUUUUAUAUAUUACAUACAAAACAUUUUAUAUUAUAUAUUACUCUUUAUUACUCAUUCUGUUUAACUUUUUGGAUGAUGGAGCUGUAUCUGUCUGUAAUGAGAGCCAGUGAAACACAGUUAUUGUAUUAGAGUGUGGGGCUGUGAGGUUAAUCAAAAUAUCAAUUUGAUUAAUGGAAUUGUUUUCUUAAUGUAAUUUUUAAAAUGUGAUAAUGGAGAUUGUACAUCUUUACAUAUAUUUACAUAUUUUACUAUUUUCCUUAACUGAAAAAAACAUUUGUAAAAAAAAAAAAAAAAUGAAAUGAAAUGUAAAUGGAAACAAUAGCUUGUGUACAACUUUAAAUGUUAAUGUUUUAUUUUCUAAAACCCAUCACAUAUUUGAAGAAUAUUGCAUUUUUUUUCCUACUCAAGGAAUUAAACCUAGUCUUGAUCUGCACAGCAUUUUAAAACAAUGUUAGAGAUUUUCUACUGAAAAUUUACCCUCAACAUUUUAAGGAUAGUGUGUGUGGUUUUACAUUAUUAAAUAUAAUCAUUGCAAAAACACAAAACUUUAUUGUUAAAAA